Pseudoliparis swirei is the source of this 10292-nucleotide messenger RNA. RefSeq names its product AT hook containing transcription factor 1 (gene ahctf1). NCBI's taxonomy places the organism in Eukaryota, Metazoa, Chordata, Actinopteri, Perciformes, Liparidae. The transcript has 40 exons. Gene Ontology annotation, molecular function: protein binding. The record is from RefSeq and is a predicted model, not a curated record. Bases 221 to 9310 code for a protein of 3029 amino acids.
UCCAAUCGUGGAAAUGGCGCUCCGCGUUGUAGAAGCCUGAAGUCAGAGGCAGCAUCGCGUGCUUGUCAGCGGAUUUAAGCUCCCGUAGGGCUCUACGGACUUCUAUACUUUAAAAAGGAGCGGAUUAUGACAGAGGACGCAAGGGAAUCGGGAGAUUCGUCCAGGAAAACAAUACAUUCGUGGCUUGGAUAAAGCCGUGAACGUCUCCGGACAGGGAACAAUGCAUGACCUGACAGCCCAAGUCACCAGCAGCCUGCUGCCGUUCCCAGACGUUAUUAAAGAUGCUCUCGGGGAGGAUGAGAUCACUCUGGACUCUGUGCUACAUGGGAAGUUCACUGUUGGCCGCAGUGGGCUGGCUUGGCUGGCCUGUGGCCCCCAUUUGGAGGUUGUCCAUGCUGUGACAGGAGAACGUCUGUCUGCAUACUGCUUCAGUGGUGGAGGCGAGCACCCACCCUGUGUCCAUGCAGCCCGGGACUUCGGCUGGCUCAAACGGUCUGGAUUACUGGUUGGCUUGGAGGAAGCGGAGGGCAGCGUGCUAUGUCUUUAUGACUUGGGACUGUCCAGGGUGGUGAAAGCGGUGGUUAUACCAGGGAGGAUUACAGCCAUUGAGCCGAUCGUGAGUUAUGGCGGAGCAAGCACUUCGACUCAGCACCUUCACCAGAGUCUCCGCUGGUUCUUCGGCAUCGCUGCCGUGGUAACGGAUCUGGGUCAUGUUCUGCUGGUGGACCUCUGUCUUGAUGACUUGAGCUGCAGCCAAAGUGAACUGGAGUCUUCAGACCUGCAGGUAGUCACCAAAUCUCCUGCAGAGAUCCCCCGGCUGAGAGAAGUCAGCACCAGGCAGGGCCGACAUCUUUGUCUCCAGCUCAAUGGGCCCAGUGGAGUUGGAGCCACAGCCCUGCAGUACAUCCCCAGGACCAACCAGCUGGCGGUGGGAUUUUCAGAUGGACACUUGCAUCUGUGGAACAUGAAGACUCUAAAAAAGGAAUACCACUCCCAGUUAGAGGGUGGCAGGGUGCCUGUGCACACCUUCACUUUUCAGGAGCCAGAAAAUGACCCCAGGAACUGUUGCUACCUCUGGGCUGUCCAGUCUUCUCAGGACCUUGAUGGAGAUAUGGUCAGCCUCCGCCUGCUGCAGAUGGCCUUCAGUGAAAGGAAGUGUCUACCUUCUGGGAAGAUCCUCUAUGAGGGUCUGGAGUACUGCGAGGAACGGUACAGCCAGGAGUUAAGCGGCUCCGCUUUCCCUCUCAGGCACCAGUCCACCAACACCCGCCUGCUGAGUUGCCAGACUAUCGAGAAGUUCCGACCCCACCCUGACAGGGAUGACAGCAUGAACGAAGUUGCCUCUCCGGACACCAGCGUGUCCAUCUUCAGCUGGCAAGUCAAGGCCUACGGUCAGGGAACCCCGUCUACCUACAUCGGGGUUUUUGACAUCAACCGUUGGUACCACGCACAGAUGCCGGACUCUUUGAGAACGGGAGAGACUCUGCAGAACUGUCCCUACCUGGCAGUUUGGUCUCUGGACCCAGUGGUGCAGAUGGUGUCUCAACAUGUCCUCCUGGAUGUGGUGGUGCACGACCGCAGCCUGAGCAGGGGCCUGCCCUUCACCUGCCCCCCACCAGAACAGUACUUCAACCCCACCACAUAUAACUUUGAUGUAACGUGCCUGUUUAACUCUGGAAUCGUGCACUCGACCUGCUCUGGAUAUCAGAAAGAGACCCUGAGCUUUUUGAAGAAAGCCGCCCCGUGUUCCAGUGACGUCAUCUCCAUGAGCUACGCGCGCUGCCUCAUGUCCGGCCUGCUUUCAUCUCGCCUGGCUGACACGCAGGCUUCCAGCCUCUCUCAGGAGCAGCAGCUGGAUGCCAUCAUGUCGACAGCAGUGGAGACCAGCUCCUUGGGACUGAUCACUGGCUGCAUUAAGCAGUGGACUGCAGAAGAACAACCGGGCUCUGCACUGAACCUGCGCUACAUUCUGGACUGGGCCUGGAACAAAGUGGUUGGGACCAAGCAGGAACUGGAUGGCAUCUGCGCUCCGCUGUUUGACAGCUCGUCCAACUUCACGGACCCUCAGACCCUGCAGCUGCUGCAGCACAGCCAGAGGAUGCUCAGUAACCUCAGCACCAUCUUCCACUGUCUGCUCAGUGAAGCCCAGGAACUCACACAAAAAGGCCUGCUGGGUCUGAUGAACAAGAACUUGGUGUCCAGUCUGAUUUCCAAGUACGCUCAGGUGGUGCUCUGGUUCUGCCGUACCGGUCUACUGCCUGAAGGAUCAGAGGACAACGCGCUCCAGAUCUCCAGGCCUAUCUACACUCACUCAAUCAUCAGCAACUAUUACACUAUACGCCGAGAGGAGCUUACCGGGCUGGCUAAGGGCAAGUGGUGUGCCGACUGCCUGAUGAUUGAUGGCUUGGUUGGCCAGUGUGGUGAAAGCUUGACCGACUUGUGGAAGAGGGACGAGGGUGGGACGGGGCAAUACCCACCACCCACAUUGCAUGCUCUGUUGGACAUUUAUCUACUGGACAAUAUUGAAGAGGCUGUUAAAAAUGCAAUUGUGAUUUACCUGUUGCUCGACGUGAUGUACUCCUUCCCCAAUAAGGAGGGAGCAUCAGUGGAGUCUUUCCCCCCAGCUUUUGCAAUCCCUAUUGGACUUGUGAAACUAGUACAGGGCCUCUGGCUGCUGGACCACCAUGACCACCAGAGUUCAUUCGAGUUGCUCCUGCAUCCAGCCGCCUCUCAGUGUCAGUUUGAGUGGCAACAUGAGCGCGUCCUACAAGCACUGAUGUGCCAGGGCCAACAUUCGGUGGCACUGCGAUACUUCCACGUUACAAAGCCCCCGAUUUCCUCCACCUCCCAGGCCAAACUCUGUCUGUCUGUACUGCUACACAACAGGUGUCUCGUAGAGGCGUGGUCCUUCCUGCGCCAGCACUCAAAUCGCCUCAACAUGGGAGAGCUGCUGAACUUCCUGUACGAGAGCUGCCAGGAGCUGUGCCUCAUCAAGGAGCUGCUCAAACUGCCCCUGGGCCUCACUGAGCAGGAGAGUUUGGAGAAGUUUCUCCAGUGUACCGGCGGCCUCCAGAACAGAGAACUACUGAUUGUUCAUUACCUUCAGCAGUCUAACUUCAUUCCUGCCCUGCAGCUCAACCACAGCCUCAAAAUGAACCUGGUGAAUGAGCGAGACCCAAAGCUUAAAGAACGGGCCAACACCAGGAACCUGAUCAUGGACCAGUACGGCAAGGUGUUGCCCAGAGUUCAGAGGAAACUAGCGAUGGAGAGAGCAAAGCCCUACCAGCAUCCUUGUGCCGUCCACAGGGAAGUUUCUCGGCCACAGCCGCUGUCGAGCAUCACCAAGCGCUCCAGCAGUGAGAAGGUGAUGUCGAGGGCCGGCUUCAUCAACAACGUCCUGACCAAGAUUGAGGAGGUGUGGUUGGGCAAAGGAGCGACGCCAACGUCCUCCCCAGCCAAGAGCCACGGGGCAGCUGGUUUUCAGAGCCCCAGGCCCUCCAUGGCCUUCUCUGACCCCUUUCUGGGAACUCCCAUUACCAUGACCUCCAAACGAAAGUCAAGACUGAUGGACUUGGUGGUUCACCCCUCCUAUCAGACCCCUCGGCCUCUUCUGAGCCCCCCCAGACCUCCUAGCUCCUGGGUUUCUCCAAAGAGCAUUAGCAAGGCCCCUGAACUCAGUCUGCUGCAAACGCCGCAGGUUGUCAAGCGAGCUCGGGCCCUGGCUGCUUCUGGCCCCGUGUUCUCGGCCUUCACUCCCCAGUCCAUCCUGCGCAGCAGCCUGAGGCCCACGCCCGUCGCCACCCCGUCCGCUUCUCCGGGACGCUCCGUCACCCCCCCACUCCGUGGCAAAGAGAGCCGGAUCACCUUCACCGAAGAGGCAGAAUCUCCUGAACCGGAGAAAGGCAUCCGAUGGACCAAUGGGAUGGCAGCAGGCAGUGAGAUUAGCCACCUGACCAGGGGCCCCAUGCUAUCCAAGCUCCCACAUAAGACCUGGUCCUCACAGCCUGCUGAGGAGGAUGAGAAUAGAGACGGGGAAGGCGAACAGCCUUGUGUGAAGUUCUUGUCCCCAGAAGGUGGCAUUCCCUCCCCACAGCUGAGAUGCUUUGAGAGCGAGUCAUCCUUCAUCCGCGAAGCCUCUGCAGAAACGCGACCGUCGGAUGCAACUCGAGCACAACUUAGCUUGAGCUUUGACACCAGCCAGAUAUCCGUUCGUUCAACAGACACCACUCUAGAAUUUUACGAUGCACCUCUUGCUGAUAUCUCAGAGGACCAGGAAGUAAAAGAGGGGCUUACAACUACAGAGACGGAAGAAGAGGGAGUGCCAGUGAACAUCGAAGGCCUAACUGAAAAUCAAGAAGUCAAAGAAGAGACCUCGCCAACCACUGGACUAACCCUCCUCCUGGCAUCCGAGGAUGUAGAGAGGGCAGAAGAAGAGGUCGAGGAAGAUGAAGAAAGUGAGGAUGGGAUGGAGGUCGGUCUUGAAGAGGAGACUAAAGACAAAGAAAAAGAGCAGGAUGAACAGGAUGUUGAGUCAAUUAGUGAAGAUAAAGAGGCUGCAACUCUUCAUGAGGUGGACAUUUCUAUUCACAAUCAAGUUUGUAACCAGGUAACUGAGAGCACGGACUCUGGCCCUGAAGUCAAAUGCCCGGAUGUAGGAGUGGGACAGGACGUCCAGACAGAAGCCACUGAACCCACAGAAGAGUAUCUGAAGCAAUCAACAGAUCUGACCGACUUUGUGAAGAGACAUCUGUUUGGCAGCGACCUUCCGCUCGCCCGCUCAGGAAUCCACAACGCAUCACAGACCCAGACAUCCUUCAACAGUGAGUCACUCGGUGAGGUUGAAGAGGAGGCGGAGGCCAGUGUUGAAGCUCCGCCAGUGAUCACCAGCCAAAUAUCUACUGCCUCUGUGACAUCCUCCGAGCACUCUAGCACAGAUUCCCACUCUGUUGCGAGUGUAAACGAUAGUGGAGAGCUUUCUAGUUCUGUGUCUGAGGAGGAUGAGGAAGAUGAGGAGGAGGAAGAUGAGUCUGUUGAAGAGGAGGUGGAGGAGGAGGAGGAGGAGGACUCUGGUAGUGAGGUGGAGAUCAUUGAGGAGGUCCAGGGUAACGGGAGGCUUCCACCCCUCCAACCCACUUCAGUCAUUGAGCAGCAGGGAGACGCACACUUCCUGCCAAGUCUGUCGGAGCAGGACGCUGCAGAGUUCUCUCUGAUUCCACCCGGUGCAGAGAUGAAGAUUGUAGAGGAGGACAUGGAGGGUGAGGUGGUGAUCUUGAGACUCGGGGAAGAUGAAGAAGGGAUGGAGGCAGAUGAGGAGGAAGAGCAAGGAUCAUCAUACUCUACUACUCUAUUAGUACCCCUGACGCUUGUGGAGGGGCAGGGUGGGCUGGGCGAUGGUUCUCAGCUGGGUCUCCCUGAACUACAGCAAACCAUUGUGCCAGAUGGUCCAAGGUCUGAGACUCACAGCGGCCUUUCUCUGAUCCUCGAUAUGGACGAUGACAGGAAUGAAGAGGCAGACACACUUCCUAUGGAGAAUGAUCUGCAGUCCUCCGACCCUCGCCCCCUGUCUCCAGCAGUGGAGGCUAUUGAAGAAUUUGUGGCCAAACCUGAGGUUAUUCUUUUGAGCACAGAUGAUCAGGAUUCUCCUCUUUCUGGAGAAGUGUCCGAAGAGGAACAGAGGAAAGAGAUGGACACCGUGGAUGGAAUUGAGCUGGAUGGAACAACAGAGUCAGAACUUGCUAAACUUGCUGACUUCCAAACUGAAAACACUGAGACAAACCAUGAGGCAGAAGAUGCUGAAGAACAGAGUGAUGCAAAGUAUGUAACAUUGGUUGAAGUCCAUGAACCUGAAGGUCUCUCAGUCUCUGGGUCAACUCCAGUGGGAGAAGUCCCAGCAGUAAUGUUGGCAGAAGAUCAAGAACCUGAAGGUCUCUCAGUCUCUGGGUCAACUCCAGUGGGAGAAGUCCCAGCAGUAAUGUUGGCAAAAGAUCAAGAACCUGAAGGUCUAUCAACUUCUGGAGAAAGUCCAGUGGGGGAAGUCCCAGAAGAAAUGUUGCCGGAAGACCAGGAACCUGAAGGUCUUUCAACGUUUGGACCAGGUUCAGUGGAAGAAGUCCCAGCAGAAAUGUUAGCUGACGAUCAGGAACCUGAAGGUCUAUCAACUUCUGGAGCAAGUCCAGUGGGUGAAGUCCCGGAAGAAAUGUUGUCGGAAGAUCAGGAACCUGAAGGUCUAUCAACAUCUGGACCAGGUUCAGUGGAAGAAGUCCCAGCAGUAAUGUUGGCUGACGAUCAGGAACCUGAAGGUCUAUCAAUGUCUGAACCAAGUCCAGAGGGAGAAGUCCCAGCAGUAAUGUUGGCUGAUGAUCAGGAACCUGAAGGUCUAUCAACUUCUAGAUCAAGUCCAGUGGGUGAAAUCCCAGCAGUAAUGUUAGCUGACGAUGAGGAGCCUGAAGGUCUAUCAACUUCUGGAUCAAGUCCAGUGGGUGAAGUCCCAGCAGUAAUGUUGGCUGACGAUCAGGAACCUGAAGGUCUAUCAACUUCUGGAUCAAGUCCAGUGGGUGAAAUCCCAGCAGUAAUGUUGGCUGACGAUGAGGAACCUGAAGGUCUAUCAACUUCUGGAUCAAGUCCAGUGGGUGAAAUCCCAGCAGUAAUGUUGGCUGACGAUGAGGAACCUGAAGGUCUAUCAACUUCUGGAUCAAGUCCAGUGGGUGAAGUCCCAGCAGUAAUGUUGGCUGACGAUCAGGAACCUGAAGGUCUAUCAACUUCUGGAUCAAGUCCAGUGGGUGAAGUCCCAGCAGUAAUGUUGGCUGACAAUCAGGAACCUGAAGGUCUAUCAACUUCUGGAUCAAGUCCAGUGGGUGAAGUCCCAGCAGUAAUGUUGGCUGACUAUCAGGAACCUGAAGGUCUAUCAAUGUCUGAACCAAGUCCAGAGGGAGAAGUCCCAGCAGUAAUGUUGGCUGACGAUGAGGAACCUGAAGGUCUUACGGUCUCUGGACCAAGUCCAGUGGGAGAAGUCCCAACAGAAAUGUUAGCUGACGAUCAGAAACCUGAAGGUCUUUCAACAUCUGGACCAGGUUCAGUGGAAGAAGUCCCAGCAGAAAUGUUAGCUGAUGAUCAGGAACCUGAAGGUCCAUCAACUUCUGGAGAAAGUCCAGUGGGUGAAGUCGUCCCAGAAGAAAUGUUGUCGGAAGAUCAGGGACCUGAAGUAGGUCUUUCAACGUCUGGACCAAGUUCAGUGGAAGAAGUCCCAGCACAAAUGUUGGCAGACGAUCAGGAACCUGAAGGUCUAUCAGCUUCUGGACCAAGUCCAGUGGGAGAACUCCCAGCUGAAAUGUUAGCUGACGAUGAGGAACCUGAAGGUCUUUCGGUCUCUGAACCAAGUCCAGUGGAAGAACUCCCUGCAGAAAUGUUGGCUGACGAUCAGGAACCUGAAGGUCUAUUAACGUCUGGACCAGGUUCAGUGGGAGAACUCCCUGCAGUUGUGAAUGACAAAGAAGCUUCGCCAGAGAAACCUACUACUGCUGAGGAGAAGAUGGGAAAGGAAGACGACCCAACACCUGUGGACCAGGAAGCUAAUGGGGAUGUUAAUAUGGACACGGAGGCCACAGAGACUGCUACUGUUGUGGAAGAGAAGCAGCAGGUCCACAAAUCCUUAGCAGAGCCGGGAGAGGAUAACGGGGAAGAAAUCAAGCUGGAGAAUGAAACGACAACAAGAAGAAGAAGAAUAACCAGGGGAAGUCGGAGUAAAGAUAAUGGUGAAGAGGAGCUUGUGAAGCAGAUUAGCCAGACGGAGGAACAGCCCGUGCUCGAGACGCCUACUUCUCAGAGGAAAAUGAAAGCACCUUCCACCUCAACACGGAGGACCACGAGAGGGAGGACAGUUCCCUUUAUUCCUCCCCUCCUGGAAGAAGCAGAGGCGUUAGAGGAGGUGGACACAAGCAACGUCUUACUUGUCUCACCACGUCGUACAUCUAGAAAACGUAAACAGAGCAAAGGGACUCGAUUCCAAGCUAGCACACCUCGAAGAAGCCCUCGCAAUGCUCAGCUCGAGCCUCCUAAUUACACGGUGGACGAGUGGGACGCCGUGGAUAUUGACGCCACGUUUGCAUCGACCUCCAAGGCCUCGUCUCCAGCCAGACGGCUCGCAUCCCAGAGGGCCACUCCAACAAGGACCGGCAAAAGGACCCAGAGCGAAGAUGAUGAGGAACAAGAGGCCGUCGCCAAAGACACAAUAGUCUCUCGACGAGCAAGCGCCAGGACUCCCACACCGGCCAAACGCAGGACCACCCUGGAAAACACUCCCAGGAGGUCCAGCAGAAGAACAUUGAGUAGCAUUGAGGCGGCGCUAACACCAUUCGAGACCUUGGAAGAGGUGAAUGAAGAGGUGGAGGUCUUUGCUUCCCCCGUCAAACGCAACUCCAGAAAAGGUCAAACCGACUCAUCCGAGACGCAGCCGUCACUGUUCGACGAGGGAGAAGGCAAAACACCCAGCAGCCCCGGCAGGACAACGCGACAGUCCAACCGGAUUACCCUCAAUGUUUUCCCACAAGUGAAACUGGUUCCAUUAUUAUUUCCUCAGAGUGCAAGGAAGAUGAGAGGGACCGACAAUAUUAAAGAACCAGAACUGAACAGCAACAGCUCCCGUCGACCGACUCGAAGCAAACUCUGGGACCCCCCAGAGGAAGACCUUCCCCUGCUGGAUUCACCGCUGGAGGUGGAUUCUGAAACCCCCGUCGCAGACGCCCUCAUCAAGAGGCUUAAGGAUGAGGAGGAACGAGAUGAAGCAGGAAUAGUCGUCACAAAGACGGUGAGAACCAGCAAGAGGAGUACGAAGUUGUCGGGGGAGGAGGCGCACAGCCCGGUCCCUGAGAAGUCCAGUCCAGACGAGCGUGCUUUCAUCUACUCCCCCUCACGAAGAAAAACAAGAGCUACAAGAGCCGAGUCUCCUGAGCCGAGUGGAGAGUCUGACGCGCCCGUCACCCGCAGCAGGAGAAGAGGCUUCAAAGGCGCCGCCGACGCUCCUCACGAUGAAUUUGCUCCAGAAAAAGAUCUUGUAGAAGUGGAGAAAGCAGCAAGUGUUCCUAAGACCAGAAAAGCAGGCAAAAGAACAGCAAAAUCCAAAGCCGUUUUUGAGGCUCCUCCCAUAACGGAGGCGGACCUGAUCUCACCUCUGGCCAGCCCAGCUGAUCCGCUCCCAAUGGCGCUGAAGAGGAUUUUAGACGGAGAGGCCGCGACCUCGGGCUUUAACCUUCGACGCAAACGCAUCAUGGAAACCGUUUUCACAAAACCUGUCACGCGGAGGAAGAAACUUUAAGGAGGUCAGCCGUGGUUUUGACCUCAAGACGGCCCCCAUACGAGCGGAACAAACUCGGGUCAGACGCUGUCAAAAUAAAAGUGUAAAUGCCUAAACUCGCGAAGGUUCCAUAUCCUCAAACGCCUCAGAGCUGUGGCUCUCUUUUGUAUAUUUACUCCCCCGCAGAACAAUAAACAAAAGCAUCGUAGGUGGGAAAAUCUAUUUUUUAGAACAACCCGCCCCCCCCCCCCCCCUCCUCCGUGGAUAGCUGUGUGAGCGAGGCGUAUAUAUUUUUGUGAGUGCACACAUCCAGCUCGUACGAACUGGAUUUCACUUGAUAUCGUAUGCGUUGCCGUUUCGUGUCGGGCGCGUUGCGAUGCUCCUCGUAAUCCACUUAAUUCUCUGGACGUAGAACGGCACCAGGGAAAGCAAUCGAUUUUAAAAAGCUCCUCCAGCCAGACUGAACUGAACCUCCCUCUAAUAAAGAGGUUUUAUUCCCUUUCUUCUUUUUUGGUUUAGUUUUUAGAUUUUGAGGCGUGCUUGUUUUUCUAUUUCAGAAGAAAAGCAAUCAACCGAGUGGAGACGAACAUUUUUACUGGUAAAUUUGUAAAUAGUCUUUUGCUAUGUUCCAAAUAAAGUUGAUUGAUAAAUCAUUAAGAAUUACAUUCUUUCUGAACUUUUAAGUGUCUCGAAUGUGUUUGAUCAUCUAUGUAGACUGCCUGUGCCAUCGUCGUAAGAGUUCAGUCGAUCAGUGUGUGAUUUCCCUGUGAGCGAGGCACAGACUUGGACACUAAUCCGAUUUUAGAUUCUGUGUUAUGGGAAUGUUGAGUCGUGUGAAAGAAACGACAUGCAGUUUGGAGUUGUUAAAAUUGUAUUGGGUUCAUGUUUAAUUAAAUUAAUGUCAACCACCAUCUGACACAUAGGCUAUUUUCUGAUGAAUGUAUGUAGAAUGUCUUAUUUUUGAUGACUGCUGUUUGAUAAAUAUGGUAACGCUUGAAUACUU